GAUGUCUAGUACAUGGCUUACUUGUUAAAAAUUACUCUGUAGACUUCUUGAUAAGUUUACUUGUCAUUAUGAAAGUGUAUUGGGAUGAAAUAUACAAAGGAAAUUUAUAGUUUGGUCUUAUUUUAAUUCCUAUAAAUGUCAUGUGACACAAAUUGACCAAUCAAAAUCUUCGAUUUCGUACAGAAGGUAUAUAAGCUUUUCAUUUGACCGAGAUGGUCGUUCAUGAAUGAGAUGAAUGUUAUGAUGCCGUAUUGAAUCAUGUGGAUAGAAUGGACCUGAAGAACCAUCCGACAUUGCAACAGGUUCAGCAGUACACAUCUAUCUGCAGUUCAGGGUACUUCAUGUAAAUUUUUUGCUAGAUGGGUCAACGAAGCAUUAUAAAAUGUCUACAAUGGGAAAAUAAACAACAAUUUCCAUGUCCGCCAUUGUAACGACAGCGACGAGCACGAAUUGCAUUGGAUUGAGGUCGUUCUUUGCUGUAAUAUUUGCGCUGAAUAUGCUAUAUAUCAGUUGAUUAUUAUAUAAGUAACUUUAUCUUUCAUUUUUGGUGCGAAAUGUGCUAAGGAAAAUAAUUUUUAGUGCAUCGCGUCUGUGACCCAAGUCGUCCUAUGCUGCAGUAACACUAUGCCCUGUUGUUUAUAAAAAUACUGGGAAUGGACAUGGAAAUUGUAAUGUUUCUGUAUUUUACUAUUGUAUUGCAAGUUGCUACUGUAUUCUGUUGUUCUGGAAGGUCCAAUAGUAAUCAUCUAAAGGACGCUUCCAUGGAAAAGCGCCAUUAUGUAUAAUUCCGGAAGCACGUGAACAAAAUGGCUUCGGUAGACUAUAUUUUGUUUUCUCAUCUUGCCAUGUUGUGACCGAAUGUGGCGUGGGAUGUGCGGGGAAUUUGGAUUUCCCGCAGGGAAAAGAACGUUCCUUGAUCCAGAUCUACACUGAUGACUGGGAAAACUAUGCAAGCAGAUAUGACAAGAGCUAGCGGUGACUCUGUUCAACAGAGUCCAAUCAGGCAGAAUUCCAGUAAUGAAUAUAAUUUCCCUAGUGAUUCCGAGUCUCUCAAAAUGAAUGACUCGGAUGCUAAUGAUGGUGGUUCUCCUGCACCAUCUUGUCCUUCUGGUGAACAGUCGAAGCCAAAUGAUCACCCAAAGGGACGCAAAACUAACCAGCUUCAGUAUUUGCAGAAAACAGUUCUCAAAGCUGUUUGGAAACAUCAGUAUGCCUGGCCUUUUCACAAACCUGUCGAUAUAAAACUUCUCAAUUUACCGGACUACUAUGACAUAAUUAAGCAGCCAAUGGAUUUGGGAACAAUUAAAGAAAGACUAGAAACAAAUUACUAUUACUCAGCAACUGAAUGCAUUCAGGAUUUCAAUCAGAUGUUUACUAACUGUUACAUAUACAACAAUCCUAAAGAGGACAUUGUGUUAAUGGCUCAGGUUUUGGAAAAACUUUUUCUGCAGAAAGUGGCACAGAUGCCACCAGAGGAAAAUUGUUUAUUUCAGGAAAAAGAGUUGCUGGCAGCUCCGAAGAAAACUCCAAAGGCAAAUAAAGUGGCCACACCUCGCACUCUCAAGUCAGCUGUUUCCACUUCAGAGCAAGCCUCAUCAAGUACCCCUAACUCUUUGACCUCAACUACAGCAUUUGCUCCUAAUUCAUCGGAAGUCAGUGUCCCAUCUCCUGCCAAUGUAUCCACCACUGCUUCAGGAUCAGAACCCGAAUCCAAAACUGCUAUCUCCAGUAGUACAUCCAGCAUAGGGGGAAUCAUGGACCACAAUGUACUUCCUCCAGCUCAACCAACCAAAACUGUGAAAAGGGGUGUAAAACGGAAGGCCGACACCACGACGCCUGUUCUUGUGGCCUCGUCACCAGGUGAUCCAUUGUAUGAGCCUAGUCCCAAAGUGGAAAAGAAAAUUAUCAACACUGUUGUGAGCACGCCUGUGGUGCCUGGUAAGAUCCCAGCCGUACGGAGAGAGAGUAAUAGGAAAAUCAUCAAACCCAAGCGAGACCUGCCAGAAGAACAGAGCCAGCAUGGAGCGAAGAGCAAGAAGGGUAAAAUGUCAGAGCAGCUGAAAUACUGCAACAAUUUAAUCAAAGAAUUAUUUUCCAAGAAACAUCAGACUUACGCUUGGCCAUUUUAUAAACCUGUGGAUGCUGAUGUUCUAGGUCUUCAUGAUUAUCAUGAUAUCAUCAAAAGGCCUAUGGAUUUGGGAACAAUUAAAAGAAAGAUGGAAAACCGUGAAUACAAGUCAGCAGCUCAAUUUGCAGAGGAUAUGAGAUUAAUAUUCACAAACUGCUAUAGAUACAAUCCUGCUGAUAGUGAUGUGGUUGUAAUGGCACGUAAACUUCAGGAUGUGUUUGAAGUGAAAUAUGCCACUAUGCCAGAAGAGACACUUGACGCUGGCAAUGGCUUGGAUGAUAGUGAUAGUGAGGAGUCAGACUUGCCAGAGUCAGAAUCUGAGGAUGAAGAUAGUGAAGAAGAGAGGGAACAAAAAAUCAAGGAAAUUACUGAAACGAUUAAGAAUUUACAAGAGCAGCUAGGAAAGUUGACUGACGAGCAUAUGCAAAAGUUAAAAAUGAAGAAAGAACGUAAAGAGAGUAAAAAGGUGAAGAAAAAGAAGAAGGAGAAGACAAUUGUGAAACCUGUAUUAGGGGAGACAGAGACUCCAUUAACAAUGCCUGUUACUAGUGUUUCUUCAGUUGUGCCGCAACCUGUGGACACUUCAAAACCGGCGAAAACGCCGAAAAACAAAGCAAAUAAAAAAUCUCCCUCAGAACCUAGAAGGAAAAGGACUACUAAUAAGAAUGUGUCUAGUGCAAAGAAAACUAAAAAUUCUAAUUUAAUUGGACAACUGCCUACACAACCUGUUCCCAUGGACAGUGAUGAUGAAGAUAAUGCUAAACCAAUGACUUAUGAUGAAAAGAGGCAAUUAAGUUUGGACAUUAAUAAACUGCCAGGUGACAAGUUGGGUAGAGUUGUGUAUAUUAUACAGUCAAGAGAGCCGUCCUUGCGAGAUUCAAAUCCUGAUGAAAUAGAAAUUGAUUUUGAAACUCUCAAACCCUCAACACUCAGAGAACUGGAAAGUUAUGUGAUGUCCUGUUUAAAGAAGAACAAAAGGAAGCCCUACACAAGGAAAGAUUCUGGGAAAUCAAGGGAAGAAGCUCAGAAAGAAAAGAAACAGGAGCUUAAGAAGCAGUUGGAAGAUGUGAAAGCACAGUUAGGAGGUGGGGCAGCAAGUGCGAAGAAACCUAACAAGAAAGAAGAGAGUGGAACUGUGGAUGUGGUGGGCGGAUCCAGUCGGCUGAGUGGCAGCAGCAGUAGUUCAUCAGGAAGUGACAGCAGCAGUUCUAGUGACUCUAGUAGCUCCUCAGACUCCAGUGAUUCAGAGUCAGGGUCCCCAGACAAGAAGGCCAAAGUAAAGAAAAACCAAAAAUUCAAAUCCCUAGGGAGGGGACACGGAGCAAAGAUGGCCCCAGGAAGCCCUGCCAUGUCUCCACCCAUGAAAAUUCACAUAGGAGGUAGCAACACAGUGAUGGUGUCACCACAGCCACAGUUACAAUCCCCACCACCUCUUGUUCACAAUGCCUCGCACUACUCGGGUCAAUCCAUGAUGCCUACUGCACCACUCACCUCUCAACCUCCACCACUUUUACAUAACACUCAGACCUCUGGGACUGUCCUCCCCAGCAUAAACAGUUUACCAACGCCAGUCAUACAACCCAACACAUCAGCCAUAGAAGCACCAGUUGUGCGUCCAAUGACUCAUUCACUUCCACAACAACCUAGUCGACCUGUUGCCUUGGCAACGGCAAAACCAGUUGCUAAAUCUACCAUUCCAGCUGUGAAUCCCCCUCCCAGCAUAGCUAGUAAACCUAUAGUAAUGCCGGUCUCUUCACCUAUGUCUACAAAUUCCCCCCAGGAACAAAAGUACUACCCUGAUGCCAGACCAAUAUCACCUCCCAUGGGAAUGUCACUGCCAACCAAUCCUGUUGUCAUUGAGCGUCAAAAAGACUCUGGGAUGGCCAAAUUCUUCAUCAGUGAUGAUGAUUCCAGUGAUAGUCCCAAAACUAGUCCAUCAAAAUCUGCACCCCCAGCUCCUCCUGGGGCCACUGUCUCUGCCAGCGGAGUUGGUGUGUCAUUUGGUGUUGGAGGACCAAGUCACAUGGGUCAUCAUCAGAUGAAUGAUGUGAACAAAAGGCCUGAUCCAAGCAAAAGUCAGUCCCAGCAAAUCAAAAAGCAGGAUGGUGUGAAGAUGAAAAAUGCAGCGUCUUGGUCAAGUCUGGCGGCUGGAGGAGGAUCAAGUUCUGUCAAGAAGUCCAACGCCAUGCAGACAUUUGAACUUUAUCGCAAGCAGGCCAAAGAAAAGGAAGAAAGGGAAAAGGCCAUUAAAUUCCAAGAAGAACAAAGAAAGAUGUAUAAAGUAAACAUGGAAAGGGAAAGGCAGAGGGAAGAGAGAGAAAAGUUGAGGGAAAGAGAAGAGGAGGAAGCUCUAGAAAUGGCACGAAGAGCUCAGCAAGAACAAGAACAGCGCAGACAGCAACUAGAAGCGGAGAAGGUGGCAGCUGCAAAGGAGAGGGAGAGGAAGAAGGAGCAAGAAAGACGCAAGCGGGAAGCUGUAUGUAUAGUGAUGAUAUAUUUUAUUCUUGAUGAUUUUAUAACUGUCGGUGCAAUCAGUUUUAUGCCUUUAGAUUGAAGGGCAUUUUGUUUUCUCUUGUCUCUCACUGUCAUUCUGUCUAAAAUUUCAACCUUGCUCAUAGCUUUUGAAUGGUAAGGGAUAGGGAUCUUGUAUUUCUGUUGUGCAUUCCUUGUGACAAGAAUUUUCUUUUGGUACCAAAGUUUAAAAAACUUUCCUGACACUAGGGGUAUAACAAUAGCUCUUCAGGAACAUCCAUACUGAAAAACUUAGUCAACCAGCAAGACCAAGAAAAAUUUAGGUUCUUGAGCACUUGUCAAGUUAUAAAUCCCUGCAUCAUUUCAAAAUUUUAUCAAUUUUUUACAGAAUUUUCUCUCUACUGUCUCCAUUUGUGUUAAAAUUUCAAUUCAUUCUUAAGGAUGUAUGCUACACUAGAGAAAUUUGAUAUGGAUGAAAAGUGGAGGACAUUGAAAUUGAAAACUUUCAAAUUUACUCAAUUUAGUCAAAAAAUGCAGUUUUAGUAGAAAACAAUCUUAAAAAAAAUAAAAACCCUGCUGGACUCUUAACCCGCGAUCUAUAGUUCAGUAGUCGAUGUGUUAACCUACUGAGCUACUCAGCUAGGCAAUGAUUUUUUAAAUGAAUAGGCAAAUAUUGCUGAUAUUUAAAUUUUCAUUCAUGUUUUAAGGUACUCCGUCCCUCAGGUGCAAAAAAAUGAAGAUGUAUUUUUUUACCAUUAUUGUGAAGCUUUUCAUACGGACUUGUUAUUAUGACAAAGAAUUGAUAAUUAUUUACCAUUGUAUCCAGGUGAUCUUAUGAGAUAAUUGAUCAUUACGUAUACAGUAAAUAAUAGAAAACAAAAAGAAUUAUCUCAGUUUCAUCAAAUUGUAUUUCAUAUACUGUAUGUUGACUUGUUUGCUGCCUAAACAAAAUAUCCAUUGGGUGAAAGGAUUACAAAAAUAAAAAUAAAUUGCAUUGUAUCCAGUAAAAUAUAAAAGAUAAUGACUGAAAUCAAUAGGACAUCAAUUUUCAGAAUGUAGUGUUAUCUCUCUUCCAUGAAUUUGAACACAGCAGUAAUGAUAGAUGUGCGCUUUGUAAUCCUGGGCUUGCCCUGAAAAUUCUCUGUAAAUAAGCUGUGUAUCCCAUCAUAGCCUCUUCUCUGAUGUGCUAUCUGCAGAUGUUUGAAACCUAGUCCUGAAAAAGAUAUCUUUUUACACAUGCUUUCAGAAAUAAUGUGAUUUUCAACUAAUGGCAUAAGAGUAUGUAGAUUUUUUUUUGGAAGUUUCCAUCUGCUUUAUGAUAUCAAUGAUGUACUUCGUAGUAAAACUAUACUGAAGAUAAAAUAAGUCAAUAUUGUGAUGCUCAACAACUUUCUGGAGAUAUCUACAGUCUUCAACUGCAUCAUGUGCACUAAAAGUACACCCAAGAAUAUCCUUUACCAAAGUCUCCAAAGAAAAGUUCAGAUGGGAUCCUGAUGCAUGUUCGUUCAGCAUUGGCAAGGUGUCACAAAACCCACAAAUAAUCUUUCCAUAUUCGUCUUUCCCACUAUUCAGAACAGAUCUACUAAAAAUAAGGCUGUCAAACUUCCUUCCAUUAUGAGCAAACAACACUGGAUCAUUGAUACCAGAAUUCUUCAGCCAAUCAAAGAAUGAUACCAAGCACUUCUCUAGAGAAACAGCUAGUAAAGGAAUGCCAUUCUUGUACAGCAAUGUACCAUCAAAAGUUAGUCCUGUGAUCUUUGAUGCCACUGGAUUGAUGUUGUUUGUUGGAAAAACAUACUGAUUGAAUUCAGUUUCUCCACACCUUGCUGCCAGUUGAAUGAUGUCAGCUGAUAAUCCUGAAAAAGUAUGUUUACCAGUUGGAAUGAUCGUCAGUUCAUCGCACUUCCUGCAUCUCGCAUACAGUAAGCUGGCUAGUCCAUAACGUCUCUCUUUCUCAGUCAACAAGAUCCAAAGGCGUAUGACACAGAAAGCACCCUCUUUGCAAAUGAUCCACCAGUAUUGAAAAUUCAACAACUCUUCUGCCUUGGAACAGGUCAAAUGUCUCUUUAUUUUCAUCAUAUUCAUCUACCUGUGCUAGUGGAUCUUCGCUGUAGACAUCGAUGAAGUCAGGGUGGUUGUUAUUUGCAUCGAUACAUGUGCUAAUGGUUGUAGUAGCAGUAGACGAGGCUUUCUUGAACCGACCUUUCUUAUCUCUUUCUCGUAUACAAUUCCCCUCCAUUUCCGUUUGUUUACAUCUGUGAAUUCUUAUUCUUUUUUCAAAGAAGAGUUCCAAAAAAUAUAAAUGCCGGAAUUUAUGAUAUGAAUAAACUUUUUCCGGAUUUUACGCGAGUUACCAAACAUUGCUGAGGAUUGGAGUCCCUUAAAAGGAAGUCAGCCAUUAUGACGAUGUAAAGUACCUCCUUAAAAUGGAUGAUGUACCACCGUUCAUUGAUAUGAACUAAAGGUGGAGGAUCUAUUCUCCAAAUGAGGGGCAGAGUUUUCGUUUUUGCAGCAAGUCUAGUCCUCAGUAUUUGUAGCUUUUAUGUGAUUCAAACUUUACAUGUAAUGGAUAAUAUACAUGUAUCUUUGGAUGCACACAACUUUAAGGACUGAGAUGCUGUACUCUACCCUUACCUGUAAUUUCUGGACUUGUGAACAGGUUGUUGGGGGGGGGGGGGGGGGGGGGGGGGGGGGAGUCUUAGUGUGAACUAUGCAAACUCAGUUUUGUCAAAGAUUGAACAUUUGAUCUUGCCCCUAAAAUAAUUUUUCAGAUUAAGUAAUAAGAUCAAUAGAUAUUCUACUUGGAAAAAACAUUUAUUUUCAACACAUGGCAAUUGGAUGCUUUGAUGUCUUUUACUGUUAUAUAUACCCACAUUUUCUUAAGAAAUUCGGAAGUAACCAUCUCUGGAUACUGUUGAUUGAAUUAACAACUGCAAGUUGCGAGUUCUAUCAAAAACUAAAUUCCCCAAACCAUCCCUCUCCUGUAACGCAUUAUUAAAGAAAUUCAGCAUUUCGUUAGCAUUAGACGUGCUUCUAUAACGUCAUAAUAAACCACAGCAAAGUUUGAUUGUUAAUGUUGCAUUACUGGCGUACCUUUGAACCUAUAUCGCUGGUCCACCCCUAACUGCAGGUCCAUGAUUGCGAUUACCCGCGGUACGAACGACACUCACUUCGUCAAAAAAAAUAAUAAAUAAAUAACUGACUCGCCCUAAAUUGCAAUAAAAUCAGUAGCAAAGAAGUUUUCAACACUUUGUUCGUGUUCAGACGAAAUAUGCUUCUCUUGGAUUUUGUUGUUGUUGCAGUUUCUUGAAAGUCAUUUCCCAAAUCUACAAAUUACAGACACCGAUGGUACAUUGUCAGGGGUACAAAUAUUUCGUCUUAAUAAAUUUUAUCUGAUUUCUCUAUUAUAUCCACUUGACUUCUUUUUAAUUUCAUACUCGAUAAACAGAAGCACAUCCGGUGUGAGCUUCAUUGGCGACACUUUCGGUGCAACAGUUCCCAUGAUUGACAAUUUUAUAACAUGUGGCCUUUAAGACGCCUAAUUUCUUACUGAUUUUGCCAUAAAAUAAACCCUCAGCAUGUAAUUUUAGAAUCAACGUCAUUGUUUUAGUUGGUAUUGGUUUUCCCUUUUUGCAGAGCCUCUUUCAUCGUGCUAAAAGAUUAUGUAAUUACAUGCUAGUGUAAAGACACAUGUGCCUGGCCUACAUGUAUAUUAAUUACACAAGAUCUUAUUUUUCAGAUGGCUCACAAAAUAGACAUGAAUGCUCAGAGUGAAAUGAUGGCUGCUUUUGAAGAGACUAUGUAAUGAAGAACAAAGUAGGGGACCCAUGGAUUCAAACAUCAGAAUAUUUUUAAGUCAUUUACUUUAGAUAUUUUCAUAAGUAUUUUUCAUCUCCUAAAUCCUGUUGUGCAAUGACAAGCUGUAAAGCCAGUUCUUUUCCAUAAGAAGCCAAUAUAUUGUGGUUGUAGUCAAUUCAAUGCAAAAGUUGUAUAUUUUUGCAUGCUAGAAACUAAUAGACAAAAAAGAUUCUUGAACCCCAGUAUUGGUUGUAAAUAUCUCCCAAAUGUUACCAAUCCUGUGCUGGUUCAUAGAUGCAUGUAUUUGAAUGUUUUAGAUAUUACUAGAUUAUUUAUUUCACAUCAAAUGAUGUGGUACAUUAAUGUAUCCUUGUACAGAUAAAAAGUGUUGUUCAACAACAUUCGGUGGCUUAUUUGCAGCAUUUCUACUUUAUUCAUUGAUAUUUUACACAUCAUCACACACCAAGUUUUGUAUAUUUUCUCUAGUAUGCAUAAUAAAUCAUCAGAACAUUUUCUCUCAUUAUUCCACAGCAAUUGCUGCAAGUGCAUCUAGAAAAUCCCAAGUACUGUAAACAUGUGUAAACAAAGUGUUUGUGUGCAAUGUACACAAUAUCAAAAUACCAACUUAAAUUCAACCUACUUUUGAAGUGAGAGGGUGCUAUGUAUUAAUAUGUUAGUUUAGCAAGUUUUUGUGUUCAAAAAUAGAAAGUAUAUAUAUAUUUUAAGUGGAGAAGUGCAUGUGUGAGCCAAUUGUUUAUGGUACAGAAACGUACAAUAUAUUUAAAAAGCUGCUACAUUGUAAAUACUAUGUUUUAAUAAACUUGCCUAUUAUUAUAUCUUGUUUGAUUUUUUUAUGAUAGCAUUUUGACUAUUAAAUUAUAAAUCUUGGGGUUAAAAUCAAUAUUGUAUUAGUAAACUUGUUUUUUCACAUGAAAGUCAUUACUUUGAUAAGGAAUUUGGGGCGGGAAAAAAUUUAUGCAUUUUUCUAUUGUCCAAGAUGAUGUGUAUGCCAAAAAUGUUACUAUUGGAGAUCUUUUGUUGAAAGUAAUUUAUUUAGUAGUUGUACAUGUUGGAAAUGAGAGUGAUGCAGUAGAUCAUAUGGCCUCUGUACAUAUCAUUGUAUCAUCAGUGAUCUUGUGCUUAAAUAUUUUUCAUUCUGUACUUAGAUGUUUUUUUAUAAGAUCCUACUUUGUGCUGUUUAUGUGGUGACAACUACAUUAGCUUUUUGUAGUCAAACAGAUGUUGUGAAUUACCUAGUGUGUUAAUCUCUGGUAAAGAGACUAUGGACCGGAGAUCUCGCAAUUAAUCCAUUCCUAGUUAUCUACCUAUUCACAUGUAUACCAUUCUCUAAAUAAACAAAUUCCUAUUUCUGGAGGCUGGUCAUGUGACAGGGAUAUUAACAACAGAUGUACUCUCAGGCAUUAUCUGCUAGAUAAUGUAUUUGGAGUUUUCACAUUAGUAGUGGACCUUCCAGAAGUAAGUCGAUAAUAAAACAAUCAAUUGAACAUUCUUUCAUCAAUUCCUUGCUUAUUAUGUAAAUGACUAUCAGUUUUGUUAUGUGGUACAUGUAUGUACAACCAAAUAAAGAUGGCAACAUAA
Molecule: messenger RNA, 9997 nt
Organism: Ostrea edulis (European flat oyster)
Lineage: Eukaryota; Metazoa; Mollusca; Bivalvia; Ostreida; Ostreidae
Product: bromodomain-containing protein 3-like
Exons: 23
Coding region: 933-4682 (1249 amino acids)
Biological process (GO): chromatin remodeling; regulation of DNA-templated transcription
Cellular component (GO): chromatin; nucleus
Source: RefSeq, a predicted model, not a curated record